Molecule: messenger RNA, 6370 nt
Organism: Pangasianodon hypophthalmus (striped catfish)
Lineage: Eukaryota; Metazoa; Chordata; Actinopteri; Siluriformes; Pangasiidae
Gene: slc4a10a
Product: solute carrier family 4 member 10a
Exons: 26
Coding region: 754-4002 (1082 amino acids)
Biological process (GO): transmembrane transport; regulation of intracellular pH; monoatomic anion transport
Cellular component (GO): plasma membrane; basolateral plasma membrane
Molecular function (GO): sodium:bicarbonate symporter activity; monoatomic anion transmembrane transporter activity; solute:inorganic anion antiporter activity
Source: RefSeq, a predicted model, not a curated record
UUUUGGUCAAUGGAAGAGCUGGCCAAAGGCCAUGCCGAACAGACGGACACACAGGGGGAGUUGAACUGCUCUUGUAGUCAUGCUGAUCUGAGAUCUGUGGGGAGGAUUUGCUCUUUUCUUUGUCACCCCAGCCCAAGGCUUUUAGUCAUAUUUACACAUCACUCUGGGAGCCAGUCAUGUGCAGCUUUAAAUAUUAGUAUGAGUCAUUAUGAAUUGAAAAGCGAAAAAAAAACAAAAACACUGAUAAUAUUGUCCUGUGCCACAGCAUGCUGAACAAGCCUGUGUUAUUUCUUUAACUGUUGUUGGGCAUGAGCACUACAUCUCCCAGUGUGCAUCCCUUGUCUUUAUGGAGGAUGCUGAGACAUCAAGAAGGCGCGAGCGAGGAGACAGAGAGGAGGGAGCUCGGUACAGCACAUACCACACACACACACACACACACACACAUACAUAUAUAUACACACACACACACACACACAGACAGAGCACUCAUCAGACACACACACCCACAAAGCACAUGAGCUUAGGCUGCAGUCCACGCAGUCAGUGAUGUCGAUGCUCUAACCUCCCUCCUGAUUGGUGGAUGGAGGUCUCUCAAGAAAAAAAACACACACAGGCUGGAGAUCACAGUCGGACGGGUUUGCCGUGCUGAAAGGCUUGUCUUGGCGUUAGGCUUGAGCCUGGUGAGGAGUGCCAAAGCACCAGCUCUGCCUGGAGCUCACCAGCCUCUGAAACAGGCACCAGCGGGCACACAGCAUGCAGCAGCGAGCCUCUGAGCGCAGCAGCUUUAACUGCCAGAGAAAUGAUGAGGAGGCUGUGUUGGACAGAGGCGGCACUCGCUCCAUGCUCAAUACCAACUUUGAGAAAGAGGAGCUAGAAGGUCACCGUACUCUGUACAUCGGGGUGCAUGUCCCACUCGGUCGGAGGUCACACAGGCGACAUCGUCACCAUGGACACCGUCACAGGAAGAGGUCAAGAGAGAGAGACUCAGGAACUGAGGAUGGCCGGGAAUCUCCCUCAUACACAGACACUCCGUCUCAGAGGGUGCAGUUUUUGUUGGGGAUGGAAGAUGAGGAUGAGGAGCACAUUCCUCAUGCACUCUUCACUGAGCUGGAUGAAAUUUGUCUGAGAGAGGGAGAGGAUGCUGAGUGGAAAGAGACUGCAAGAUGGCUGAAAUUUGAGGAGGAUGUGGAGGACGGAGGGGAGAGAUGGAGUAAACCCUAUGUAGCCACACUGUCUCUGCACAGCCUGUUUGAGCUGCGCAGCUGCAUCCUCAAUGGCAUCGUCAUGCUGGACAUGAGAGCUAACUCUCUAGAGGAGAUUGCAGACAUGGUUCUCGACCAGCACGAGACAUCAGUCACUAUCGGAGAGGAGGUGCGUAGGAAAAUCCGCAAUGCUCUUCUCAAACAGCACCACCACCAAAACCAGAAGAAACUGGCCAACCGCAUCCCCAUCGUCCGCUCAUUCGCUGACAUCGGGAAGAAGCAGUCCGAGCCACACUCUAUGGAUAAGAACGGUCAGAUGGUGUCACCUCAGUCACAGCCGAGCUGCACAGAGGGCCGAGGCGAUGGCAGUCGAGAGAACAGUGCAGUGGACUUCAGUAAGAUAGAUCUCCAUUUUAUGAAGAAGAUCCCACCAGGAGCAGAGGCGUCCAACAUCCUGGUUGGAGAACUGGAGUUCCUGGAGAAGCCAGUGGUGGCGUUUGUGCGGCUUUCUCCAGCUGUGCUGCUCAAUGGCUUGGCUGAAGUCCCCAUCACCACCAGAUUUCUGUUUAUACUGCUGGGGCCGAUGGGAAAGGGGCCUCAGUACCAUGAGAUCGGACGCUCCAUUGCCACACUAAUGACAGAUGAGGUGUUCCAUGAUGUGGCAUAUAAGGCGAAGGACCGCAGUGAUUUGGUUGCUGGAAUUGAUGAGUUUUUGGACCAGGUGACAGUGCUACCACCAGGAGAGUGGGACCCCACCAUCAGGAUAGAGCCACCCAAGAACGUGCCCUCUCAGGAGAAAAGGAAAAUUCCUUCUCUGCCUAAUGGAGUGACUGAGCUGGGAGAGACAGAGGAGCAUGGAGGCCAUGGAGGACCUGAAUUACAGCGCACUGGAAAGUUUUUUGGAGGCUUUAUCCUCGAUAUAAAACGCAAAAUUCGUCACUACCUUUCUGACUACACUGAUGCCAUCAGCCUGCAGUGUCUGGCCUCCUUCCUGUUCCUCUACUGCGCGUGCAUGUCUCCUGUCAUCACUUUCGGAGGUCUGCUGGGGGAGGCCACAGAGAAUCGAAUAAGUGCUAUUGAGUCUUUGUUCGGCGCAUCUAUGACUGGGAUAGCGUACUCUCUGUUUGCUGGGCAGCCUCUCACUAUCCUGGGCAGCACUGGUCCUGUCUUGGUGUUUGAGAAGAUCCUCUUCAAAUUCUGCAAGGAAUAUGGACUGUCCUACCUCUCCUUGCGUGUGUGUAUCGGGCUGUGGACGGCUUUCUUCUGCCUGGUCCUGGUGGCCACAGAUGCCAGUUCACUGGUGUGCUACAUCACUCGCUUCACAGAGGAAGCCUUUGCUUCACUCAUCUGCAUCAUUUUCAUCUAUGAAGCUCUGGAGAAACUAGUGCACCUGGGAGAGACAUAUCCCUUCAACAUGCACAAUGACCUCAACAAUCUCACCCACUACUCCUGUGUUUGCACGGAGCCAAAAGAGCCAAGCAACAGCACCCUGCAGCACUGGCAGAAGAAGAACAUCACCAGCUCUGAGAUCAAUUGGUUAGGUCUGGACGUCAAGAGCUGUGUGGAGCUUAGGGGCGAGUUCCAGGGCAGUGCAUGCGGCCAUCACGGCCCCUACAUCCCCGAUGUUCUCUUCUGGUCCAUCAUCCUGUUCUUCGCCACCGUCGCCAUGUCUUUCUUCCUCAAGGAGUUCAAAACUAGCCGCUACUUCCCCACCAAGGUGAGGGCAAUCAUCAGUGACUUUGCAGUCUUCAUCACUAUCGUCACCAUGGUGGGGACCGACUUUGCUCUGGGGAUUCCCUCUCCCAAACUGCAGGUCCCCAAUGAAUUUAAACCUACCAGAGAUGACCGCGGCUGGAUCGUCAGCCCUCUGGGACCAAAUCCGUGGUGGACAAUCCUCAUCGCCUUCAUCCCAGCACUGCUUUGCACCAUCCUCAUCUUCAUGGACCAGCAAAUCACGGCUGUCAUCAUUAACAGGAAGGAACACAAGCUGAAGAAAGGCUGUGGCUACCAUCUGGACCUGUUUGUGGUGGGAGUGAUGCUUGGAGUGUGUUCGGUUAUGGGACUACCGUGGUUCGUGGCUGCUACCGUGCUCUCCAUCACACAUGUGAACAGCUUGAAGCUGGAGUCUGAGUGCUCAGCGCCGGGAGAGCAGCCCAAGUUUCUAGGAAUCAGAGAGCAGCGCUUCACCGGCCUUAUGAUCUUCGUCCUCAUGGGCUGCUCUGUCUUCAUGACUUCCAUCCUAAAGUUCAUCCCAAUGCCUGUGUUAUAUGGCGUUUUCUUAUACAUGGGGGCAUCAUCUCUCAGAGGCAUACAGUUCUUUGACCGUCUGAAGUUGUUUGGGAUGCCAGCGAAACACCAGCCGGACUUCAUCUACCUGAGACAUGUUCCUCUGAGGAAGGUCCACCUGUUUACCAUCAUCCAGCUCAGCUGCCUUGUCCUCCUCUGGGUCAUCAAAACCUCCAGAGCUGCUAUCGUUUUCCCCAUGAUGGUGUUAGCGUUACUUUUCAUCCGUAAGCUGCUGGACUUCAUCUUCACGAAGAGGGAGCUCAGCUGGCUCGAUGACCUCAUGCCUGAGAGCAAGAAGAAAAAAUUGGAGGAUGCACAGAAAGAGGAGAGCCACAGUGUGAUGGUGGAGGAUGAGGGAAUUGUCCAGGUGCCACUUGAAGGGCAUUACAAGGAUGACCCGUCCACAGUCAACAUUUCAGAUGAAAUGACCAAAACAUCUUUUGGAAAUAUCUGGAAAAGCCUCAGUACUGACAACAGCAAAAAUGAUAAAAGUGCAAAAAGCUCCCUCUCCUAACCUCCCAGCUGCUGACUUUCCAAAGAUCUCCAGUGAAAGACAUCAGGAGUGCUAAGAAAACAGAAGAGGUGAAGGACUGGAACAUGGACAGGGAGACGAGUUUGUGACUCUCAUGUUGCUUUUUAAAAUACAAAAGAGAAGUAUUGUGGCACCAUAUAGCACUAAUCUACGUUUUACUGUAGCUCACUGUGUGUAACACUGCUCACACUCCAUUCGACAAUACAUGUUUGUGUGUGUGUGUGUGUGUGUGUGUGUGUGCUGAAUGCCUGAAAAUGUGUGUUUGUAAAGGAGAAAGCUUUGUGUGAGAUCCUUUUACAGGAUAAAUAUAUUGACUUUUAGGAGUUUUACAUUUGAAGCUGCUUUUGUUUUAACCUAGAUGUAUUUUUUAUGUUUUGUAUUUUUGAUGGUAGCUUAACCUUUUCAAUAUCCUUGUCAUACAGUAUGAAAGAUACCUACUUCAUCUAUAAUGAAGUUGAUAUUUAAUGUAUUUUCAAUGCAACUUCUUGAACAUAAGGAUUGCAAAACAGUCAGGUGACAAAUUAAAGAGAAAAACAACACACAGUGUCUGGUGUUGUGCCACCACGAACCGUCAGAACAGCUUCAAUGCACCUUGGUCUCGAUUUUACAAAUCUCUAGAAGUGUACUGGAGGGAUGAACACCAUUCUUAUGAACGAUAUUCCCUCAAUAGGGGUUUUGAUAAUGGUGGUGGAGAGCGCUGUCUUACACAUCAAUCCAAAAUCUCACAAAGGUUUUCAAAUGGAUUGCGGUCUGGUGACUGUGAAAGCCACAGCAUGUGAUUUACAUCAUUUUCCUUCUCAUCAAACCAUUCAGUGUGCUCUCAUGCCCUAGGGAUGUUGACACUGUCAUUCUGGAAAAGAUCACUCCCAUCAGCAGAGAAAUGUUUCAUCCUACGUUAAAUGAGAUCAGUCAGAAUCACUUUGUAUUGUAUAAAACCCUACAGUUUUUCCUAUAAUUUGUCACCUGUCUAUAUAUUACUGUAAUUGUGAAAGCAAAUGAAAUAAAUAUAGAUAUAUAACAUUAAUUAAAAUAUUUUCUGACAGCAAAUUCUUGUCUAUGAUAUCUCAAGUAAUCCCAGUCUAUGUUAAUAACUGUAUAUAAAUGUCUGUCUGGAACUGUUAAGUAUUUCAUUCAGCAUACUAACACUUUGCAAGGUAUGCUGACACAUUUCUUUGUAAAACCUUCCACAAUAACGGCGACCAAUAUUUUUAAAUGUACUUUUAUGGACUGUUGUAUCUUGUAUAGUGUGAUUUUUUGUCAGACUUCUUAGAUUUACUAUCCAAAAAUACUGAACAUAAAAUCUUUACAUUUUGAACAUUCUACAUAAGAGCUGAUGCUGCAUACAUUUGCAAAUACCGAGUAAUAUAUUUUGCUAAAACACUUCUAAAAACCACAAUAUUGAGUAAUACAUUUGUGUUUUGCUGUGGCCAUACUGGUUUUAAUGUGUAAAACCAUCGCUAAGAGGAGAUUCAUGUUCCCGAACAAACUUAUUAACACAACUGUGCAGGCAAAAUACUGACAAGAGAUGCAAUAAUCCUUUUAAUAAGAGGGGCAUUAUAUCAUGUAUUAACCAGAGACAAAUGACCUCGAACAAAUGAUCUGUACGUCCAGUUGUGUAUGAUGUUCAUGUGUAAUAUGUAGUAAAUAAAAGCAUUUAUUUCACAUGCAGAUAGGAAUAAAAUGGAUGGGGAUGUGUGAUAGAGAAUAUUUCCAUGGUGAUUUCAACACUACUGUAAUGUCUUAUGUUGCCAUUUUAUUAUUUUUUUGUCUUUUUUUUAAAGUUUUGUGUAAAUAUUGAACUUAACUUACAGAAUACUGGUACAGAUUGAUGCUGAGCGAUAAAUUCAGAAUUGCUUAUUUAAAGUCGUUUCUAUUUACGAUGUUAAAGGAUGGCCAUGUGUCUUUACACCUGUGUGACAUCUUCAACAGAUACGGUAAUGGCACAUAAUCAUAUUGUUCAUGCACAAUAUUUACUACGUAUGUAAUAAGAGGGAAAUUAUGUACAUUUCCUUUCUCCAACAUGCCAUUGACAUGUAACCACUGUAUCAUCCAAACACAUUAAAUAUUUACAAUUUAAAUUCCAAAAAAGUCUUUUUUCAUAUUUGUUUUCUGCUAAAAUGCUAAAGUAAAUGUCUUUGCGCUAAUUGCGGAACAAAAUAGCCCUAUUUGAUGAAUGCACCAAUGGCUCCCUGGUUUGAUCCUGAGCUCAGGUAACUGCCUGCAUAGAGUUUCUGUUUUAUACAGAGCUUCACAUUACAAACCUAAUGAUAAUAUACUGAUGCAAUUAUACUGAUAUAUGUACAAUAGUUAAUCUCUAAAUCUGUACAUACAAUAUGUACAGUCAUGGGAA